AGAAGUUACUAAAGACUCCAGACUCUGAGACCGGAGGACAAGAACAGCAGAGAAGUGAAAUCAUCUCAGGGCCAUACGAAAUCCUCCAGAAGCUCCACAGGACAGAACAGAGAUCAGUAGGGAGAAUUAGAAAAACGUUCAAGCUCUUAGAGUUCAGUGGUGUGUUUUGUCCCGCUGCUGCUAUGAGCAGGGUGUUGAUUCUGUCGGUGCUCCUGCUGUCCCUGAGCUGGUGCAGAUGUGCCGUCAUCACAGGGGCAUGUGACAGGGAUGUGCAGUGUGGAGUUGGUCUGUGCUGUGCUGUGAGUCUGUGGCUCAGGGGUCUCCGGAUGUGCACACCACAGGGGCUGGAAGGAGACGAAUGCCACCCGUACAGCCACAAGGUUCCUUUCCCUGGUAAAAGACAACAUCACACUUGCCCCUGCCUGCCACAUCUGGUCUGCACCAGGUACAACGACAACAGAUAUCGCUGUACCAGUGACUUCAAAAACAUAGACUUUUAACACUGGAAACGUGUGAGAAAGAGACAGAUGAAGGUGCGGAAUACUUGAAAAGGAACAGCAGAAGAAGAUUCAUAACAAGUGCCAUAACACCUUUCUGGUCAGCUUCAUUUUUCACUCUCAUGCACUUUUGCACUACAAAAAUAAUACAUUAUCCAUCAUGGCACAAGGUCUGCCUCAGAAUCUCUGGUUUACCUUGGCAUCCACCACACUUGAUAGUAAAAAAGUUUCAUCACCUUUACGUGAGAAAACAUGCAGACAGACAUCUUGUAAGGAAUGUGCUUAGGCGUGAAUUUUCUUCAAUAUGCUUUGAAUUUGUUGAAAGCUUUAUUAUGGUAAUUAAAAUAUUAUCAGUCUG
Carassius auratus (goldfish) is the source of this 855-nucleotide messenger RNA. Its product is annotated as prokineticin-1-like. Bases 183 to 500 code for a protein of 105 amino acids. The record is from RefSeq and is a predicted model, not a curated record. The transcript has 3 exons. Lineage: Eukaryota; Metazoa; Chordata; Actinopteri; Cypriniformes; Cyprinidae. Gene Ontology annotation, biological process: endothelial cell proliferation.